Messenger RNA from Penicillium psychrosexuale, 321 nucleotides. RefSeq lists its product as uncharacterized. The transcript has 2 exons. The coding region runs from base 1 to 321 and encodes 106 amino acids. Lineage: Eukaryota; Fungi; Ascomycota; Eurotiomycetes; Eurotiales; Aspergillaceae. The record is from RefSeq and is a predicted model, not a curated record.
AUGCGUUUUUUGCUGUUCUCUUCCACACCUGAAGUUCAUAGAAUUCAGGCUGGAGUCUUUUCUGUCCCGGUCUCUCCCCAAUUACACUCUCCAACACUAACACUUGCAUGCUUCAACGGGGCCGUCCCUCCGUCAACCAUUCCCCUGACCUCCGACUGGAAGCAGCAUUCGACACAGCCUUCCAGCGGACAUGUGACCUUGCCCAGUGAAGAGGACUCUGAGGGUAUCUUGACCUCUGACUGCGCGAAAGUGCAUCACGUCUUUGGGGAGGUGAAGGAUGGGCUAUCUGAGACCCGGCGUGGCCUCGCCCCAGAGGAGUAG